This is a messenger RNA of Hyalella azteca, 1105 nucleotides long. RefSeq lists its product as uncharacterized. Bases 110 to 685 code for a protein of 191 amino acids. The transcript is spliced from 5 exons. The record is from RefSeq and is a predicted model, not a curated record. NCBI's taxonomy places the organism in Eukaryota, Metazoa, Arthropoda, Malacostraca, Amphipoda, Hyalellidae.
AUGCUUUGGUUUGAUCUAAAGCCAGUGCUGACCAGGCAGUGAACUGAGUAGGAGUGUGCGUGCUGUGUUGGAGCAUCAUAAGGUCACGAGCGACAGCGAGACGUACAAGAUGCCUUACACGUGGCAACGUCCCAAGCCUCGGACCUACACCUACAACUAUCAGAUCCAAAGCGCCUACUACCAACCUACACUCGACAACCUCGACAAGGCAAAGAAAGACCCAACUGCUCAGACAUACGCUGAGAGAAUUAAAAAAUACCCAGUCUAUGGAGGUGUAUACCCUGACGCUGCCGAAGACGAAAUAGUCAUAGAGGAUCGGGAUGGCAGACAAGAUGCCUCCGGACGACGUGAGUUUUACAAGCCGAGCAGCACGGGAGACACGACCAGCCGUGAACCUGUCACUAAUAAGGACACGAGCGCCAAGCUGGCGGCGGAGAAAGCGAAGCUGCAGGAGCUGGAAGAGAAGCAGUUCCCCACCAGAAGACCGAUCUGGCAGGUGCACCCCUUCUACCUGCACGAGGACACCGUGCGCGUGCCUCCCAGAGAAGACUCCGUGUGGCCAGAGUCACGCCCCCACUUCCACCUGGUGUCGUCGUACGACCUGAUGGUGGGCUACCUCGGCAUCCGCGACAUGGCACUCCAGGAGACCGAGAAAUUACAGCGCGCCCAAGCUCGACUCGAUUAACCUAAGUUCAUCCACAGCUUCCUUAAAUAGUUUAAUCAUAAAUUCAUUUAUUCAAUUCAUAUACAUUUUUAAGUCUAUAUGCAAUUCUGAUGCGAUGAUUUACAGAAUUUCUCAACAAUUUAAUUCGUCGAGUUCAUUGUAAUUUUUCAAAUACCUGCCUUUCUGUCUGUUCAAUGACAGGCUGAAAAUAUCAAUACCGGGUGGGUUAUAGCAAUGUCUGUAACUUCAAGUUCAUGAAUACAAAGUGUGGGCAGUUUAGGAAUUCAGUAGCUCAACAUGCAGAUCUCCAAGAUAUGAACGAAUGCUACCCAAUGUGAUACAUGCAGUGUAAAUUAGGGCGCAACAUACCUACUGCAGCGGGGACGUUACUUAGAAUUGGAAGAGUUAGAAACGAAAAAGUGUUGAAAACAAGUUUACUCA